AUGGCUCCUAGCCAACAGCAUCUUCCCGAAGUUAUAGAAAAAUUACCUCCUAUGCCAAAUAAAUCUUACAAACCAGAUGCCCUUAUAAUAAUGUUCAACAGCGGCAACGAUAAUAACAGUAAUAAUAUCCCUACCAUCGAUAACACCGACCACAACGAAGACAACAGUAACAGAGACGGUAACCGCAGUAUUAAUGAUGGUGACUGGGUUGCCAAGGUUCCACAUCAAAUACUAGAACUUCCCUCGACACCUCCCAUCAAUUUAGAAUCAUUGAUUUUUCAACGUUAUAUAAUCAACGAAAAUGGCUGGUGGCCACUAUUUGGAGGGGACAGAAGGCGAAAACGAAAUCAUAGUGCAUCGUCGUCCUCAUUGUAUCUAUCAAAACAUAGUAGACGUAAUGCAUCCACUUCGCCGUUUGCAAAACGAAGGAAGAUUCAUAAUAGUCCACAUUUUUCUUCACCGUUUUCAAUUAAGAAUUACCUCGCUGUUGAAUGGUCCAAAGAGGAAAACAAGAGUAGGGUUGCUCCUCCACCUAAGACUACUACAUCGGCAUUGCCACAGGAGAACUUUGCGGCUGUAACAAGUAGAGUGCUAUUAGUACGAAGACUGAAGGCCAGACAAGGAUUAUUGAAGGGAGAUGCAGCAUCAAGGUUUAGAAAGAAUUUGUUGUUGAAAGUUGCACACGCAAUAGCUUACGCAAAACUAGCCUCCCAGAGUGAGUCAAUCGACGCAUCCAAUGAUGUAUUUAUUAAAAGGCCAUGGAGGGAUGGUACGACAGAACCUCAAUCAGGCUCAUUAACAGAGCUCGCACAGAGUCGGCAGUUUGGUGGACAAGAAAGUGGAUGGGGUCAAGAUAAAUUGGUGGCAGCGCGUGAAGCCCUAUCCCAUGCUAUGUUACAAGAUUUCUAUUACAUUGUAAAAGACGAGAACCCCUUGAUGGCUCUGGAGUAUCUAUGGGGAGCAGAUGCAAUAUAG
Molecule: messenger RNA, 975 nt
Organism: Paraglomus brasilianum
Lineage: Eukaryota; Fungi; Glomeromycota; Glomeromycetes; Paraglomerales; Paraglomeraceae
Source: the annotation of a GenBank genome assembly